AUGGCACUAUUUAAUAGGCAGGACCCGCAGCAUGUCAACCCUUCUGAUCUUAUUGGGGAUGAGGGGCAAUUGAAGAUAGAUGAUUCCUCAAAUAUCCUGGCUUUGAAGGGCUUUGUGUCUGAAACCUUCCAAAUGUUCUCUGAAAUGCUGAGGAGGAAAUUUUGUCACUGUGGUGUCCUACGGUUUAAACCUCUUUGGGUAUUUGUUUGCACAGUUGGAAUCUGGUGUUACAUCACAAUUCACCAGAAACCAACCUACCAAGAUUAUGAACAUUUGGAAUUGACUGGUGAAUAUCCCAAUAGGAUAAACUGUUCCAAGAUACUGAAAGGUGACACAGAGGAAAUUCAAAAGGUAAAACUUGAGCUGUUAACAGUUUCCUUUAGGAGGACCCCAAAGGUGACUGCAAAUGACUAUAUCAACAUGACAGUUGAUUGUGCCUCCUUUAUUAAGGGGCGGAAAUAUAUUAUGGAACCUCUUAGCAAAGAAGAAGCAGAAUUUCCCAUUGCAUAUUCAAUAGUGGUUUAUCAUAAAAUUAGUAUGCUUGAGAGGCUUCUGAGAACCAUAUAUGCUCCUCAGAACUAUUACUGCAUUCAUGUUGACAAAAAGUCCCCAGAGUCUUUCUUGACAGCUGUAAAAGGAAUUGCAUCAUGUUUUCACAAUGUCUUCAUUGCCAGCCAACUGGAGAGUAGUGUAGUGUAUGCAUCCUGGAGCAGGGUGCAAGCUGACCUCAACUGUAUGAAGGAUCUCUACAGGAGGAGCGUGAGCUGGAAAUACUUGAUCAACCUCUGUGGCAUGGAUUUCCCCAUCAAGACCAACCAAGAAAUAGUGGAGAGUUUGAAAGCCCUCAAGGGUGAAAAUAGUUUAGAAACUGAAAAAAUGCCUUCAAACAAGGAGGUGCGGUGGAAGAAACAUCACGAAGUGGUUGAUGGCAAGUUAAAAAAUAUGGGAAUAGAUAAACAGCAUCCACCUCUCAAUACACCCAUUUUCUCUGGCAGUGCCUAUUUUGUUGUCAGCAGGAGGUUUGUGGAAUAUGUAUUAGAGAACAGAAAAAUUCUUGCUUUUAUGGAGUGGGCUAAAGACACGUACAGUCCUGAUGAAUUCUUAUGGGCAACAAUUCAGCGAAUCCCUGAGGUUCCUGGUGCAGUCCCUGCCAGUGACAAAUACGAUGUUUCUGAUAUGAAUGCAAUUGCCCGGUUUGUGAAGUGGCAUUACUUUGAGGGGGAUGUGUCCAAGGGUGCCCCUUAUCCCCCCUGUAAUGGAGUCCACGUCCGCUCUAUAUGUGUCUUUGGAGUUGGAGACUUGAGCUGGAUGUUACAGAAACAUCAUUUCUUUGCCAACAAGUUUGAUAAUGACAUUGACCCUUUUGCAGUUCAAUGUUUGGAGGAGCAUUUAAGAGACAAAAUGCUACAUCAGCGCAGACACUAACAUGCAGUGUUCUUUACAGUACAUGCCUUUGUUAUUUGAUUAAAAUGGCAAAAAAGAUACUGAGCAUACGAUACCCCCUUUUUGUUUUUUAAACAAGGCUUGGAGAGUGAUUAUCCAGCUGAUUAUGUCCCCUGAGCUUUCUUAAUUCUCUGCUUUUUUCUAAAAUAGUUUCAUAACAAAAAUUCUCUUGCAAAGGGCAAGAGGAUGUUAGGCAUGAAACAAGAUCCUCAGGUUUACAAAAUGAAAGACUUCUACUCUGUACACCUCUCAUCUGUAUCUUUUACAGAAUUCUAUUAGAAAUCCAAAUAAUCUUGAUCCUUAGAUUGUGUAACCACUAAGAUUAUUUUUCUUAGGGGAAGUUGGACAAUUUUGAGGACAGCCAAGACUAAGUAGUCAUCAUGGAAUAGGAUCUCACAUUAACAGAAAUUUAUCAAUUUAUGAAAAGGGAAUUUGAAGUAUAUUUUGUUUUUGUCUCUAUAGUCAAAUUACUGAAUUCUGUCCCUCUCCUUUUUAAACUGUACCAGCAAUAUAUACGCCAUAUAUACUUAAAAAGCAUACAGAAGAUGUUUUUCUAGGCAUAACUUUUAGGAUAGGCUAUAUUCUUCAGUUUUGUAGCUGUUCCUAGAGAAAUGUAGCAGAAGCUUGCCAGUUAAAAUAUUCUCAGGGAAAUAAAAUGUGUGCCUGUUUGUAUUAAUUUAAGACAACUUUAUGGCAUUUAUGUUUGCUGCUUGCCAUACCAUUUAUCACUUUUCCAUAAAGGGGGAACAAAACAAAUCAGCAGAAGAGUUAAUUAUUGAUAGUUCCUAUCAUUAUUUUUAUUCUACCUGCUACUAGAAAUGUUUGAAUCUUCCAAAUUGGAAAACCUUAUUCUUUUAAGUCUUGUUUUUAUGCUAACUGCAUCAGCUUUUCUCUUCAGAAGGAGUGGAGUUAACAUACUUCAGUUCUUAGUAAAUCUGAGCAGUAGCUGGGAUCCAGAACAAGGCAAGAUCCAGAGCAGGCAAAAUAAGUUCUUCCUUUUACAGCUGGAAUUCUCUUCCUUUUCUUGGUGCAGCUCCUGAUGCUGGCUUUGGAAAUAAUUUUUGGAGAUGGCAUGAGGUACAAAAUAGGAGUUCAGUUUCCUUCUGAACAUCCAAGCGUUCUAAAGUAAUCCAUAAUUAAAACUGCACUGGACAGAAUUCUAUCUGCCAGCUGCAAUCAAUUAUGUCAAAUGAUACGUCUAUACUUUUAGGUUUUUACAUGUUUUAUUUCUAAGGUAAUUUUAAAAAGAAGACAAAGUCUCCUUCAAGUUGACUUCCGUUCUUGUUGACUUCAUGAGGAAGUCCAUCAAGUUUUCUUGGACAGCAUUUAUAGAAGCAGUUUGCAGUGCUGAGGAUUGUGGGGUUUUGAUUAGGGUGGUGUUCUCUAUUUUUUGUUUUUUACAUCCCCAUGUAGCCUUACAGCCAGGUAGACAAGGUGGUAGACAAAGGUAAACAUGUUUUAAAAAGAGGACAAAAUCAUAUCUAGCCCAUGGAUCAACCAAGUAGGAUGAGCUAUGAUUUAGAAAUGUACCAACAGAUGAAUGAUAAAAAUAUUCAAUUUCUCAAAGUGCAGCUCCAGUUAUAUUACAUAAAUAAUAUGUGGGGGACAAAGUUUCUCAAGGAUUAUUUGCAAUAAGUUUGCCUACUGACUCUACUUUGGGCAUAAUGACCACCUUCCUCCUUUGAGCAUAGGAACUGCUCUCAUCUGAUCACAGGUAAAAUGAGUUUCUGUAGAUUUUCUCCCACAAUGUCUGUGAUUUUGCUUAAGUUACCCUUAUUAAAGAUUUUUGCUGCAGAUCACUGCAGUAUAAUCUGACAUUUUCUUCAUCUUUUUGUCUGUGGGCUCUCUUUUUCAAACUUCAUCUUUGCUAUUGGAUUAUAUUGGCCUUGCUCUCUCUUGAUUUAGCAUUUGCAGUAGCUGAUUAGAGGGGCUUAUGUUGAGAUGUCUGGCUUGGCAUGAUCCUAAAACAUUACUGAAAACCAUAGUUUAGCUAUGCACUUGGGCCAUGGCAAGAUAUAGCAAUGGCUCCUUACUUAGCUUUAAAAGGAUUAACAGAUUCAGCAAGACAUCAGUCAGGUUAUCUCACAAUACAGCUUGGAUUCAUUUAACAUGUACAUGAAUUGUGUGACACAUCUGAAAUGGUGUGUUCUUACAUUAUUCUAUUUCAGCUAAGAAUAAUGGAUGUCUUCUAAAAAUACCCAAGCCUAUGCAAUAAAUCAUUAUAUGUGAUAAUUUAUUUUAAUUUUGUAUGUUAUUUCAUACUACUGAAGGUCUCAUCUGAUUAUAAAUGAAUUGAUUUGUGUUAGCUACAUUGGCAUUCAGUUGACCAGUUCUAUGUUGUUAUGCUCAAAUACAGUUAUCAAAAUAUUUAAUAAAUAAUA
Python bivittatus (Burmese python) is the source of this 3824-nucleotide messenger RNA. The record is from RefSeq and is a predicted model, not a curated record. NCBI's taxonomy places the organism in Eukaryota, Metazoa, Chordata, Lepidosauria, Squamata, Pythonidae.